AUGCUUGUUACGGCGGGUUUAAGGUAUACAAGGUCUAUCUGUUACUAUCCACUGAACCUAAGACUGAGUCUCGGUGAUGACUUACAGGAAGCCGAACAUCCGAUUUGUCUGAACGGAAAAGAUCCAGUUCUCAUUGAGAAAGUGCUGGAAAUUACAGCGCUCCAUGGAGGGCAUAGAAAGGUGGUGCAGGUGCUGCUGGAUUGGGGGGCCGAUGUCAACGCUCAGGGUGGACCCUAUGGCAAUGCACUCCAGGCCGCUUCAAUCAAGGGCCAUGAAAAGCUGGUGCAGAUGCUGCUGGAUCGAGGUAUCGACAUUGACGCCCAAAGUGGAGGCUUCGGCAAUGCACUCCAGGCCGCAUCAAUCAAGGAUCAUGAAAAGGUCGUGCAGAUGCUCGUGAGCAGAGGGGCUGGCCUGGAUAUCAGAGACUCUACAUAUGGGCACACUCCACUCUCACUGGCAGCAGAGAAAGGGCACAAUGCUAUCGUCAAGAUUUUGCUCAGUACAGGGAAGGUUUGCGUUAAUGCGAAAGAUAACUGUGGUCGGACACCGCUGUUUGUGGCGGCCCAGUAUGGACGUGACACUGUUGCAAAGGCAAUCCUCAUCGAUGAUUUUGUUGAUCCGGACCAGAAAGAUCAUUAUGGCUCAACGCCGCUAUCAGUAGCUGUACGACACGGUCAUAUAGAGGUGGUAAAGGUGUUGCUGGCUACGGGAAUUGUCAGUUGUGACUUUCACGAUUGUUUUGGCCGGUCUGUGUUCUGGUGGGCUAAACGGAGUGGAAAUGCCGAUAUUGAGAAAAUGUGGGCUGACUAUUCCAAGAGGCGGGGUCUGCCAAGGUGUGGUGAUGAGUCUGCUGACGUACGGUCUAUACACCAUGAAGAGAAUCGGAGAGAGAAUGGUGAAGCUAAGUAG
Penicillium waksmanii is the source of this 909-nucleotide messenger RNA. RefSeq names its product ankyrin repeat domain-containing protein. The coding region runs from base 1 to 909 and encodes 302 amino acids. Gene Ontology annotation, molecular function: protein binding. Lineage: Eukaryota; Fungi; Ascomycota; Eurotiomycetes; Eurotiales; Aspergillaceae. The transcript is spliced from 2 exons. The record is from RefSeq and is a predicted model, not a curated record.